This is a messenger RNA of Poecilia reticulata (guppy), 950 nucleotides long. RefSeq names its product SYF2 pre-mRNA-splicing factor (gene syf2). NCBI's taxonomy places the organism in Eukaryota, Metazoa, Chordata, Actinopteri, Cyprinodontiformes, Poeciliidae. Gene Ontology annotation, cellular component: post-mRNA release spliceosomal complex; catalytic step 2 spliceosome; Prp19 complex. The record is from RefSeq and is a predicted model, not a curated record.
CUGACGAAUUUCCGAUUUUUUUUUCUUCUUCACGGAAGAACAACGAUGGCGUCUUGUAGUAAGGACCCAGUUGCCGCUACUGAAGAAGAAUCGACAGAAACUGCGACUUCCCAGAAGAGAGAAGAAAGACUACGUAAAUUCAGAGAGUUGCAUUUUAAACGGAAUGAAGCUCGUAAACUGAAUCAUCAGGAGGUGGUGGAGGAGGACAAGAGACUGAAACUUCCUUCAAACUGGGAAGCUAAAAAAUCCAGGUUGGAGUGGGAGCUUGCCGAAGAUGAAAAGAAAAAGGAAUGCGUGGCUCGUGGUGAGGACUAUCACAGAGUGAAGCUGCUGGAAAUCACUGCGGAUGAGGCAGAGCGAUGGGAGAGGAAGAAGAAGAAGAAGAAUCCGGACACAGGAUUUGCAGGUUAUGCAGAGGCCCAAUUCCGACAGUACCAGAGACUCACUAAGCAAAUCAGGCCAGAUUUGCAAAGCUAUGAGAAGCAAAGGGAGGAAAGCGGUGAGGAUUUCUACCCCACAUCCAAUAGCCUGAGCUACGGCAGCCAUGUUCCCACAAAGGACGGCAUUGACCGCAUGGUGGAGGAUGUUGAGAAACAGAUUGAGAAGCGUGCCAAAUACAGCCGGCGCAGGGCGUACAACGACGAUGCAGACAUCGACUACAUCAACGAAAGGAACGCCAAGUUCAACAAGAAGGCAGAGCGCUUCUAUGGCAAAUACACAGCAGAGAUCAAACAGAACUUGGAGAGAGGAACAGCCGUCUAGUCUGUCCCGUCACCUUUUUUUUUUUUUUUUUUUUUUGCUUGCUUUUAAGCAAUCUGAGUCCUUUGAUUGGUGGAUUUGAUCUGACAUGCAUCUCUUAUAUUUUGUCUUCUGUUACUUUGUACAGUAUUAAACCUUAGAAAAGAUAUUCCCCCUCCCUUUUUAAUAAACCAUGUCUAAUUACACAGUAA